Cicer arietinum (chickpea) is the source of this 1101-nucleotide messenger RNA. Its product is annotated as elongation factor 1-delta 1-like. Gene Ontology annotation, molecular function: translation elongation factor activity; guanyl-nucleotide exchange factor activity. Gene Ontology annotation, cellular component: cytosol; eukaryotic translation elongation factor 1 complex. The record is from RefSeq and is a predicted model, not a curated record. Gene Ontology annotation, biological process: translational elongation. NCBI's taxonomy places the organism in Eukaryota, Viridiplantae, Streptophyta, Magnoliopsida, Fabales, Fabaceae.
AAAAAAUUAAUUUGAUUAAUAAACAAAUUUGCAUGUUGACUAGAAUAUAAAUCUAGAAGCUUCUUCAUAUCACUCUCACUGUCUCUCUUUCUCGUUGCCGUUGUCUUCGAUUUUGCGAUUCUCCACACAGAAUUAGAAGAAGAAAAUGGCAGUCACACUCUACAACCUUAAGUCUGAAUCUGGGUUGAAGAAACUUGAUGAGUACCUUCUCACACGCAGUUAUAUCAGUGGAUACCAAGCUUCAAAGGAUGAUAUCACUGUCUAUUCAGCUUUGUCAUCAGUUCCAUCAGAUGAAUUUGUGAAUGUGUCUAGAUGGUACAAGCACAUUGAUGCUUUGUUGAGAAUUUCUGGUGUUUCUGGUGAGGGAUCUGGUGUCACUGUGGAGUCAUCCUCUCUUGUUGCUGAAGAGGCUGUUGCUACUCCUCCAGCUGCUGACUCCAAGGCUACUGAAGCAGAGGAUGACGAUGACGAUGACGAUGUUGAUUUGUUUGGUGAAGAGACAGAGGAAGAGAAGAAGGCAGCUGAGGAUCGUGCAGCGGCCAUGAAGGCAUCUGGCAAAAAGAAAGAGAGUGGGAAAUCAUCUGUUCUGAUGGAUGUGAAGCCAUGGGAUGAUGAAACCGACAUGAAAAAGCUUGAAGAAGCAGUGAGAUCUGUAGAGAUGGAAGGGUUGUUCUGGGGUGCAUCAAAACUUGUUCCUGUUGGGUACGGUAUCAAGAAACUGCAAAUUAUGCUUUCUAUUGUGGAUGACCUGGUUUCUGUUGACACUCUUAUUGAGGAACGUCUUACUGUUGAGCCCAUCAAUGAAUAUGUCCAGAGUUGUGACAUUGUUGCCUUCAACAAAAUAUAAUCUGCUAUUCAUGGGACAUUGAGAUUAUGGCAAUGAUUAGGAAUGACAAUCAAGGGACACUAUUAUCCGAAGCUGAGUUUUGUUUUUGCAAACCUUAUUGUAGUUGUGGUCAUUUGACCUUGAGUUGUAUUUGUAAUUUCAUCACCAUUAUAUGGAUUGUCUAAUAAUGAUUUAAGCUUAAAGCAUUGAAAUUGUGGUCCUACAAAUUUUGAUUGUUGUUCAUGUCCCCCAAAUUUGAUGGCUAUUUUCUCUAA